AUGGCAGGGUUGUCAAAGCAAACAGAUGAGUCUGCAUUUGAUUGUUUUGAAAUCCAGUUAGGGUUUUAUACAAAUGAGUUUCCUGUAAAAUGCUGGAAAUUUGAUUAUAAGUUUAGUGAAAUUGAGAUCAAAGGGCUCGAAGUCGGUCAAUUUGCAGAAGAUUGGAUCAGGGGUCAAAUUUUCAUGGAUAUGAAAUUGGAUUUAGAAAAGUUUUUUAAGAAUGUUGAUAUUGGAGAUGAAUCAGAGUCUGUGGAUUUACAAAAGUUUUUCAAGGAUGUUGAUAUUGUAGACGAGUCAGAGUUUGUGGACUUUAAGAAUGAUGUCCGAGCGGGUAACCGUUGUUGUGUUGGUGAAAAACAUGUUGGCAUUAGUGAGUCAUGCGUCGGUAUUGAAGAGGAGAAAAAAGUGAUAAAAAAAAGAAAGAAAGAGAGUUGUUUGCCGUUGUUGGAUUGGGUGAAAAGCGUUGCGAAAGACCCGUGUGAUCCUGUGAUUGGAUCGUUACCAGAGAGUUAUAAGUGGAAGGCUUAUGGAAGCGAGCAUGUUUGGAAGCAGGUUCUGAUGGCUAAAGAGGCAAUGAGUUUGAAGGUUAAUGUUGAUGUUGAUCCGAAUGCCAAACGGUCUAUUUGGCAGAAGAAGCAAAAGAUGCAUCCUGAUAUGUACGACGACCAAUCCAAGAAAUCAUACACGAGAUGCAGCCAGAGGCUUAUUGCCAUAGAAGAGAAUCGUUCUAUCCUUUUGUCCCGAAAACCACAAGUUGUAGAUCAUGCUGAGUCAUCAUCGUCCCCUGUGACUGAUGAAGAAGAAGACGAAGAUUCUUUAUGGUGUAUCAAUUACAGGAAAAAACGAAUCCCGUUGGGCCGGUUUUUUCAAGCAGAAGUACCACAAUGGGUCGGGAAAACUGAAGAAAGUGAAAGUAAAUGGCUUGGUACCCCUGUUUGGCCACUGAAAGAAACCGAAAAACGAACCAGUUUGAUUGAAAGGGAACCGAUUGGAAGAGGACAACAAGGGUCUUGCGGCUGCCAGCGCAUCGGUUCUCUAGAAUGUGUUCGAUUUCACGUUGCGGAAAAAAGAACGCGGUUGAAGCGUGAGUUGGGGUCUGCGUUUGCGAAAUGGAAAUUCGAUAUGAUGGGCGAAGAAGUUUCACUCAGAUGGACUAAAAAUGAAGAGAAGAAGUUUGCGAGCAUUAUAAAGUCAAACCCCGAGUCUUCGGGGAGGUGUUUUUGGGAUGUACUUGUGGCCUAUUUCAAGAACAAAACGAGGGCUGUUCUCAAUUGCAGAUGAAGAUGAAACGACCAGCGUAGGGAAGGCGUUUGGAAUUGAGGACUAACCGUAGAUCUAAAGACAGAAGGUGGCGAUAGGCGUGUCAGAGUAUGAGACAAGAAAACGAUGUACGAUGUAUGGUCGUCGGAAAUUUUAGUCUUUGAUUGCUUCUCCGCGUCCGACUUCCACUGAUACUGCAAUUGCCAGAAUGUCCGACGGCGGUGGUGAUGAAUUUUCCGCUUAAUAGGGUUAUCCGAUGUGAAUGUUAUUCUUGAUUUAAAUUCUUGAUUAUUUUAUUAGGUUUUUGUUUUUUUUUUAUUUAUAUUCGGUGAGGUAAUACCGUAAUAGCCACAUGGUAAUUGAGAGAAACAGCACAUCAACCACAUGAGUAAAUUUAAUUCAAAUAUUGAAGGUUAGUUUAAUAAUAAAUAUCACUUUUUUUA
Molecule: messenger RNA, 1703 nt
Organism: Helianthus annuus (common sunflower)
Lineage: Eukaryota; Viridiplantae; Streptophyta; Magnoliopsida; Asterales; Asteraceae
Product: AT-rich interactive domain-containing protein 1
Exons: 4
Coding region: 1-1281 (426 amino acids)
Source: RefSeq, a predicted model, not a curated record